This is a messenger RNA of Necator americanus (New World hookworm), 675 nucleotides long. RefSeq lists its product as uncharacterized. NCBI's taxonomy places the organism in Eukaryota, Metazoa, Nematoda, Chromadorea, Rhabditida, Ancylostomatidae. The transcript has a single exon. The coding region runs from base 1 to 675 and encodes 224 amino acids. The record is from RefSeq and is a predicted model, not a curated record.
AUGGAGAAUAUCAUCUACGACUUCUACUCUGAUCUCUUCGACACCUACGUCCACUUGCCUCCUGACCAUCUGAUGGAAGACAGACAUGUCAUUCCAGAGGUUCUCCCGUCCGACAUACGACAUGCUAUCAUGUCGGUAAGAAAUCGUACGGCACCCGGUCCCGACAGAAUAAGACCAGAACAACUGAAGAACCUUCCGCCAGUACUCAUCAACACCCUAGCGAGGCUCUUUACACGUUACCUGUCGGAAUGCAAGGUUCCUAAACAGUGGAAGACCAGCAAGACCGUGUUGCUGUAUAAAAAGGGAGAUCCACAUGACAUCGGCAACUAUCGCCCAAUCUGCUUACUGUCCGGUCUUCAGCUGAAUCUAGACAAGACGAUUUUCAUGCGUAACGGAUGGGUCUCGGAUGCCCAAUUCUCGCUCAACGGAACGAACUUAUCCGAUUGCACCAACUACGUUUAUCUGGGUCGGGAAUUGAACAUGAUGAACGACCUGGCUACUGAGCUGGGCAGGAGGAGACGAGCGGCUUGGGGAGUGUGUAAGAGCAUCGAGGAUGUAGUGAAGAAGACCAAGAACACACGGCUCCGUGCUCAUCUCUUCAACACCACCGUAUUUCCUGCUUUGACCUAUGGUUCGCAAACCUGGGCAUUUCGCAAGCAGGAAAAAACGCGGUGA